AUGCACUCUACGAGCUCGGACGACAGCUGGGUACAAAGACAACAGCCACAUAUUCUUGCAGAGAGCGGCCCAGGGGUCAAGCGCUCGCGAACGCGUAGGGUCAAGCUGGGCCAGAAAAACGUCCUUAGCAUCGACUACCCAGUGCCCAGCGCUGUGAAGAAUGCCGUAGAGCUACAAUACCGCAAUUCCGAGGGCGCUGUCCAAGAAGAAUUCACACAAAUGCGCUACACAGCUGCUACUUGCGAUCCGAACGAUUUCACGCUCAAUAACGGGUACAGCCUCCGACCACAGACCUACAACCGCCACACCGAGCUCCUCAUUGCAAUCACCUAUUAUAAUGAAGACAAGACUCUCCUUGCGCGAACUUUACACGGAACAAUGCGCAAUAUCCGCGACAUCUGCAACACAAAAUCAAAGUUCUGGCAUGUCGGAGGGCCUGCGUGGCAGAAGAUUGUCGUCUGUCUUGUGUUUGAUGGAAUUAAUAAUGUCGACACUGAAGUCUUUGACGUCUUGGCGACAAUCGGAAUAUAUCAAGAUGGCGUACUUAAGAAGGAUGUCAAUGGCAAUGAGACUGUUGCACACAUAUUUGAAUACACCAGCCCAUUGUCUGUUACGCCGGACCAAGAGCUCAUUCAACCUAGGAAUGACAAGGGCAGUGCGUGUACGAAUCUGCCACCUGUUCAAUUCAUCUUCUGUCUGAAGCAGAAAAACAGUAAAAAAAUCAACUCACACCGAUGGUUGUUCAACGCUUUCGGGAGGAUCCUAAAUCCAGAAGUUACCAUUCUCAUAGAUGCAGGCACAAAGCCUGGGCCGGGCUCACUACGAGCACUAUGGGAGUCAUUCUACAAUGAUCGGGAUCUAGGUGGUGCUUGCGGCGAAAUUCAUGCAAUGCUGGAAGGUGGCAAGGCCCUUUUGAACCCGCUGGUUGCCAUACAGAAUUUCGAAUACAAGAUCUCCAAUAUUCUCGACAAGCCAUUAGAAAGCGCAUUCGGUUAUGUUAGUGUCCUCCCGGGUGCGUUCUCGGCUUAUCGCUUCCGGGCUAUCAUGGGUCGACCAUUGGAACAGUACUUUCAUGGGGAUCAUACCUUAUCGAAACAGCUCGGUCACAAGGGCAUUGACGGAAUGAACAUCUUUAAGAAGAACAUGUUCCUUGCUGAGGAUCGCAUCCUUUGUUUUGAGCUUGUCGCCAAAGCCGGUCAGAAAUGGCACCUUGGCUACGUCAAAUCAUCCAAGGGUGAAACGGAUGUCCCGGAUGGUGUUGCAGAGUUUAUUGGCCAACGUCGACGGUGGCUGAAUGGAUCCUUCGCUGCAUCCCUUUACUCUAUGAUGCAUUUUGCUCGUCUCUACUCGUCUGGCCACAGCAUCGUACGACUUGCUUUCCUGCACAUACAUCUCCUUUACAAUUUCCUGAAUGUGGUGUUUACGUGGUUCUCGCUCGCCGGCUACUACCUCACAACGACCAUCAUCAUGGAACUCGUCGGCACGCCACAACCCAUUACAAAUUACCACGGCUGGCCCUUCGGCGACAAGGUUACGCCGGUCCUGAACGUGAUCCUUGGCUGGAUCUAUGUUGCUUUCCUCGUUCUUCAAUUCAUCCUAGCACUCGGCAACCGUCCGAAGGGAUCGCGGUACACGUACGUUGCAUCUUUCAUCGUUUUCGGUAUCAUACAAACGUACAUCUUGCUCCUCACGGGAUACCUCGUAUACCGAGCCUUCAGUGCAGCACCAAUUACCGAGCAGAUAUCCUUUGAUUCUCUAGGGGCCUUCUUCAAUAGUUUCUUCGGAGGGGGGACAGGUGUUGCCGGUCUAAUACUGAUCGCCAUCGUGACUAUCUAUGGGCUCAACUUCGUGGCAUCCAUCCUAUAUCUUGAUCCUUGGCAUAUGUUCCAUUCAUUUCCGCAAUACCUUGUACUCAUGUCGACGUAUAUCAACAUCCUCAUGGUGUAUGCCUUCAACAAUUGGCAUGAUGUCAGCUGGGGUACCAAAGGCUCUGAUGUAGCCGACAAAUUACCAUCAGCUCAAACGAUAGCUGGCGAGGCAAACGUCGUAGAGGAAAUUGUGGAGGAGCAGGAAGAUAUCGACAUGAAGUUCAAAAAUGUCGUACUUCGAGCGCUUGCACCGCCCAAGGCCAAGAGUGCCCCCGGAAAGGAAGCCAAACCCGUAGAUGACUCAUACAAGAGCUUCCGCACGGGCUUGGUGUAUUCGUGGCUGCUGUCUAAUCUCAUCCUCAUCCUUAUCGUCACAACAGAUCGAUUCCAGGCGGCGGGUGUGCCUUUGGCGUCCAAGACACGUACGCCAAUCUAUUUCCGAAUUCUGCUGUAUUCGACGGCUGUGCUUUCUAUUCUCCGUUUCCUUGGCUUUCUAGUUUUUCUCGGGAAGACAAUGAUAGCGACAUUGUUGAGGAAAAGGUGA
Pseudovirgaria hyperparasitica is the source of this 2412-nucleotide messenger RNA. RefSeq lists its product as uncharacterized. Gene Ontology annotation, molecular function: chitin synthase activity. The record is from RefSeq and is a predicted model, not a curated record. Bases 1 to 2412 code for a protein of 803 amino acids. Gene Ontology annotation, cellular component: cell periphery; cell septum. The transcript is spliced from 2 exons. Lineage: Eukaryota; Fungi; Ascomycota; Dothideomycetes; Acrospermales; Acrospermaceae.